AUGGCUUUAUAUUCCUGUGGACGCUCAACUCUCCUAGCAGCACAUAUCCCCGUCUACGACUUCCUGGCCCCAAGCCUCAUUAACAUCACCCGAUCAACACGUUCAGUUCGACAUCUCUCAACAUCUGCAGCAUCCAAUGCCCAAGAUGCCUCCUCAAAUACUCCUGGGUCUGACGCUCAAUCCCACCCCAAACGGCCCUCCAAACCUCUAACCCAAGCUCAACGGGACUUCCUCACCAGCGCCCUCCGCGUAAACCAAGCCGGGGAACUCGCUGCCACUCUAAUCUACGCCGCCCAAACACCCCCAAUCGUAAAGGCACACCCACACCUCCGGCCACUAAUGAAACACAUGUACGACCAAGAAGCCGGCCACUUCGACACCUUCAACUCGCUGUUAGCAAAACACCGCAUCCGCCCAACAGCCAUGUAUCCAUUAUGGACAGUCGCUGCGUCCGCCCUGGGCUGGGGGACCGCGCUUUUAGGCCGCGAAGCAGCGAUGGCGUGUACGGAAGCCGUGGAAACGGAGAUAGGAGAUCAUUAUAAUGGGCAGUUGAGGUACUUGCUGGACAUGAUUGAGGGUAUGGAGAGUCGGGGGGAGGUGAUAGGGGAGGAUUUGAGGGAGCUGGUGGGAACUAUUCGGAGGAUUAGAGAUGAAGAAUUAGAGCAUUUGGAUCAUGCAGUGGAGAAUGAUGCCAAGAAGGCGGUACCGCAUGAGUUGCUUACGGGGGUUAUAAGGGCUGGGUGUAAGGGUGCAAUUUGGAUCAGUGAGAAGGUGUAA
Venustampulla echinocandica is the source of this 777-nucleotide messenger RNA. Its product is annotated as 5-demethoxyubiquinone hydroxylase, mitochondrial. Gene Ontology annotation, molecular function: 3-demethoxyubiquinol 3-hydroxylase activity. The transcript is spliced from 2 exons. NCBI's taxonomy places the organism in Eukaryota, Fungi, Ascomycota, Leotiomycetes, Helotiales, Pleuroascaceae. Gene Ontology annotation, biological process: ubiquinone biosynthetic process. Gene Ontology annotation, cellular component: mitochondrial inner membrane. The record is from RefSeq and is a predicted model, not a curated record. The coding region runs from base 1 to 777 and encodes 258 amino acids.